Messenger RNA from Chilo suppressalis (striped riceborer), 4303 nucleotides. Lineage: Eukaryota; Metazoa; Arthropoda; Insecta; Lepidoptera; Crambidae. The record is from the annotation of a GenBank genome assembly.
GAGUAGUUUGGUUUGGCGCCGGCUUUCGGGAGAGCGCGUUUUAACAAAAGUUUUACUUACCGUAAUAAAUAAUCGUGUUUGAUAAACUUUUUAGAAGGAAAAAAAUUUUUUUUAGUGUUUACCUGCGUCCCUUUAAUAAAUUUCAAAAUGAAGGAAAAGUAUUAGCUCCGAAGAAUUUAAUUUAACGCGAAAUUGCGAACGCGAAUUCCGAGAAGUGAUGUCGAAGUUUUGUUUUUAAAUUCCAUGCAGUUUUUGCCGCCACUUUUUGCGAGGAAGGUUCUUUACAGUGUCGAGACAGUGCUCCAGUCUGAUUUCAAGGCGUCUGUCCAGUAAACAAUGCGCGAGAGUCUGCGCCGGCUCGCGUCGGAGGAGGAUUGCGAGCGCGGCGCUAGCGCAGGCGGCAUGCGUCGCGUGCGAGUGGAACUGCUCGACGGGGAGUUCAUCAACGUGGACCUUCACAGAAAGGCCAAAGGUUCUGACCUAUUGGAUAAGGUUUGCCAGUCCUUAGAUCUGGUGGAGGGCGACUACUUCGGGCUGCUGCAUCAGCAACGCGGUGACCCUCGCGUCUGGGUGGACCUCAACAGGCGGCUGUCAAAGACCUUCCGAAAUGAACCUUGGGACGUGCGACUGGCUGUCAAGUUUUACCCGCCAGAACCUUCAGAGCUGCAGGAUGAUGGUACACGCUACCAGCUCAGCCUGGCCGUCAGGAGGGACCUGAUGGAAGGUCGCCUCCGCUGCUCGGACAUAACGUACGCGGUGCUCGCGUCCUACAUCGCGCAAGCAGAACUCGGCGACCUCACAACUACCCCCCUCACUGCCGCCACACUCACAGACCUGCGUGCUGCCCCCCCUCGAGUGCUUACUGCGGCACUGUGUGAAGACAUCGAUCAGCUGUACCGACGCCACCAAGGUCAAACCCCUGCACAAGCAGAGCUGAAUUACCUGGAGAACGCCAAAAAGAUACCCUUGUACGGUGCUGAACUGCACUGCGCGAAGGAUUCCGAAGAUGUGGAUAUAGUUCUGGCCGUCUGCGCUAACGGCAUCUCUGUCUACCGAGACGGAGUGCAAAUGAACCGCUUCCCAUGGGCGAAGAUCACUAAGAUCUCGUACAACAAGCGGCUGUACACUCUCAAGCUGCGGCCGAGCGAGUUCGAGCCCUUCGAGACGCAGCUCGCCUUCAAGCUGCCCGCCACCAGGGCCUGCAAGAAGCUGUGGAAGUGCAGCGUAGAACACCAUAUAUUCUUCAGACGCGAGUCAGUGGUGGGCGUAUGUCGCGUGGCAGGAUUGCCCGCGUUUGGCACUCGCCGGGUAUCGUGUCGUCGCACGUUACGUCAACUGCGGGCAAAUACCACACAGCCGGUCAGUGCCGCUGCCUGACCCACACCCGUCCCGUGUCGUCUUUCGGCAGAUUACUUGUCGUGUCGUCUAACGGCAGAUUACUUGUCGUGUCGUCGCACGGCACGUCACUGUAGGCACAGACCGCCUUUAGUCAUCCGGGGCCGCUGCCUAACCGCGCCCAAUCCCGUCUCCUCUCACGGCAGGUCACUUGUCGUGUCGUCGCACGGCACGUUACUUGUCGUGUCGUCGCACGGCACGUCACUUGUCGUGACGUCGCUCGGCACAUCACUUGUCGUGUCGUCGCUCGGCACAUCACUUGUCGUGUCGUCGCACGGCACGUCACUUGUCGUGUCGUCGCACGGCACGUCACUUGUCGUUACGUCGCACGGCACGUCACUUGUCGUUACGUCGCACGGCACGUCACUUGUCGUGUCGUCGCACGGCACGUCACUUGUCGUUACGUCGUACGGCACUUCACUUGUCGUGUCGUCGCACGGCACGUCACUUGUCGUUACGUCGCACGGCACGUCACUUGUCGUGUCGUCGCACGGCACGUCACUUGUCGAGUCGUCGCACGGCACGUCAUUUGUCGAGUCGUCGCACGGCACGUCACUUGUCGUUACGUCGUACGGCACGUCACUUGUCGUGUCGUCGCACGGCACGUCACUUGUCGUGUCGUCGCACGGCACGUCACUGAGUGCACACACCGCCGCCAUACAGCCCCGGAGCCGUUGCCUGACUGCACGAAUUCAGAAACUACAGUCACAGAUGCUAUAUUAUAUAUUGACCCAAAUACUUAUAAAGAAGAUUAGAAACCAUUACAUUAUUUAAUAUUAAUUAUUAGAAAUAAACGAUCUGAACAGAUUGUGUGGACUUUUCUUUAUUUCUUUGCUUUUCGCACUGGAAGAUUUCACCGAAAAUAAUCAGAAUACAUAAAUAACAUAUUCACUAAAGCAAGCAGUAAAGUCUAUUCGAGGAUUCCGGGACAGUAAGGUCUAAUUACUGGACACGGGAAAAGAUGCAAAGAAAGACGAUCCGGGACAGUCCCGGAUUUCCCAGCCAUCUAGCAAGCCUACAACAACACAACACGACAGAUAAGUAUAGUUCUGCCUUAUCCAUAUAGAUGCACGUUAUUGAAACUGGCCAAUCGCACAAAUGAUAACAAACAAAAGAUAAAAAUUGUGUGUUUACACUCUAAAAACGAUUGUCUUUGAACAGACACAAAACAAAAUCAAGUCCGAAGAAAUCGGUUACAAGUAGAGAUACCUCAGGAAUCGUCCCAUGGUUUCGACUACCAUAGGUUCCAUGUCACACAUUUUAUCAUCUAACAUCAGCGAUAUUCAUCAUAUAUUUUAUUAUGUAUUUCUGGAAACACACAAUUUUAAAAUCAUCAUUUUGUAAAUAUGUAUUAUAAUAGGGGUGAUGACGGGGUACAGUAAACGAAAUUCUAUUUAGUCCGUCAGUUAGAUGAUCAAAAAAUAAUGGACACGUAUUUUUUCUUUGGGCAAUCAACCAAAAAAUGACAGUUAUAGCGCGUCAAAAUUUGGGAGUAGGGGCUCGUGACGUCACUUUUGAGUGAAUUUUCACUUAUAAGUGUACUCAAACGUGACGUCAUGCGACUUUUCAAAUCAAUAUAUCUCUGCAAUGUUUAUAUUAUGUGAAAAAAGAAAAAAUACGUGUCCAAUACUUCUUGAUAAUCUACCUGAUAAACGAAGAAAAAAAAAUUAGUCAUCAUCCCUAUUCCAUCUGUACUGAAAAUCACUAUUCCAGAGUGCUGGAUACUUACCGGCAUUUCUCUAUAUUCUGUUAUUUAUUGGUUUUCAUUAAUUUUGCUCCGAUUUUAUCUAUUUUUAGUUUAUUUAUUUUAUUGACAUUUGUGACAAUUUAAUGUUUUUUAUCCGUUGCCAUGGCUAAAAGUGAAAGGUGCGCAGAUGAGGUUGCGCACAAAAACGUAACGAGGUCAUUAAUGUCAUUCAUCGAUAGAUUUUACUACUCACAUUUUUCUCAUACCGGGCCCCUUAUAUAUGCAAAUCGAUUCUUAAGGAGUAAACUCCAAAAACUUUGGGGUCCUAGCGCUAUGAGGUUUUUUAAGGAAAUAUCAAAAAGGUUAGUCGACAUCACUGGAGACCGAAGAGCUGGCAGCUACCUCGGACAUCGCAUUAGUCUAGCUAUUCAAAGGGGGAACGCUGCCAGUAUCUUCGGAACCUUGCCUAAAGGGACUCCUUUUAGUAAUAUAUUUUAGUUAUUAUAUUAUAUUUUUUAAGGUUUGUAGUUUAAGGUUCAAUGUUUCUGUAUAUAUAAAUAUAUACUUAUAUUCCUCCUCCUUGAGUCGCAUUCCUCAUUACUGAAGGUCGUGACCUCCCUUCUGUCUCUGUUUCUGAUUGCAUAAGGGGGGUUUUCAUGGGAAGUUAAGCGCGGUGGGUUCCCAACGUCCUUCCGCCGUUAGUCUUUUAGAGGGUAUUAAGGUCCUCAUGGUCACUGGUUACCGCCCUGUGAACGCUAGGUCCUCUCAGGGUUGUCGGGUUUAUUUACCGCCGCCCCAUACUCGGCGUUGACAGUUUUACGGCAUGGGUAAUUCUCCACACCAACCCUCCUCCUUUCUCAUUCGGGCUUGGGACCGACAACGGCGGAGUUACUUAUCUAUAUACUUACUUAUAAUAAAUCUGUAGAGAGGUCAAUUCUGUACAUGAAAUAUAUAUUCAAAAUAACUAUCAGGGCGUGAUUAGUGAUCGAUACUGAUGCCAAAAAUGCAAUCAGUAAAAUUUUUGUCUGUCUGUCUGUCUGUCUGUGUGUAUGUUCCUUAUAGAAACAAAAACUACUCAACGGAUUUUAACGAAACUUGGUACAAUUAUUCUUCAUACUCCUGGGCAGGUUAUAGUAUACUUUUCAUCACGCUACAAUCAAUAAGAGCAGAGUAGUGAAGGGAAAUGUUGGGAAAACGGGAGAAGUUACUCCAUUUUUUAGA